GUUUUUAAUAAGGCUAGAGUGAAAGUAUCUGGCUUAAAUGACGAAGAAGGGGGGGGGAUCCAUGCCUCCAUUAGAACCAGACAAACAGGUAAGGGAGAGCAGGGUGGAUUCCUUGGAGAGCAUAUGUAGUGUGGUGCUUUGGGCGACAUAAGGGCGCACUUUAUGUGCAUCCUGGGGACAUGUGGUGGGACGCAGGGCGGCACAAAACAAGAUGUAUAGGAACCAGAAAGUGGGGGGGGGGCAUGCAAUGGGCAUUUUUCUGGUAACACAAAACAAACGCACAGAAUCAGUUUGAGGGUUUGAGCGUGUGUGUAUAUAUGGCUGUGGCGCAUAUGCAGCUGCAUGUAUCACUUUAAUGGUUUGAUCUGGGCUAGAGAUGCGAAUAUAGGUCGGAAGAGGAGUCUCACCUGCGUAGCGGGGUCCCAACCGCAGGAAUGUUCAGCGUUGUAAAAAACACACAUACCCAGGACUUUAAACCUCCACACACACACCGCCACUACAAGUGAAGAGCCCAGCCAAUUACUGUCUCUGGUAUAAGCGCAGCGUGGCAGUAAGGAGGCCGCCUUGCGGCAGAGGCACCGCGUCGCCACCCUCCCAUCCCGCGAGGCGCCCCGCUCCUUCCUGGGGUGGCGCCAAGGAGGAACCAGCCUGCCCGCCUGUCGGCACAGGCUCCUUGAAAGACAAGGCCGCGGCGGCAUUUCACGAACAAUGUAUUCGACAGUUCCUUCGGAAUAGGCCCUCUUCAACACGCACCCUACCAAGCGGGGGGAAACGGCCCCCGAAACACUGCAGGAAAGGCCGUCAAGCGCGCCACUGGUGCAAAGAACCGGCUGCCGGGUUGGGCAGGGCCGACGGGGGCGCUCGAGAGACGCCGCCCCAAGAAGCCAGUUGCUGGCGCCGCGGCAAAACCCAGGCAGGGCAUGGCCGUGUUGUCGGGCCUGAAAUGGCGGCCUUCGGCGUGGAAUUCGGCCUCCUCGGCUGUUGAGGUAGACGCGUGCCCUGCCCUGCGUGUGGGUGGGUGAAGCGGAGCCUGCCUGGGAGAACUGAGGCGAGGGCCCUUCCUGAGGGAGACCCGUUGAGGUACGGAGAAGGAGGGAAAGGGCAGUGUGGGGAGUGUUUAUGUGGGGAGGAGGAUCCAAUGGCGGCGUCGGGGCUCCCCUCCCGCCUGACUCAGUGUUGAUCUUGCGAGUCAUGCUCGGGCAUGUCGGGCCGCGGUCAGCCAGGGGAGCGAAGCCCGGACUUGCCCCGGACGAAGUUGUAGGCGACGCUCUUCAUACUCGACCCCAGGCGGGGCCUUUCGCUGCAUUUCUUUCGGAAGCGGCGGUCUAACCCGGGUGAGGAGACGGGCGACCGGAGGGCUUUAUGCGGCUCCGCUUGUUGGGGACACUUUGGGGGGGACGGACAUAAACCCGUGACCGCUGAACCUAACCGAAGUUCCUUCUAAUCCUCACAGGGAAACGUGCAAUACGACUAAGAUGGCCUCUACUACCGACCAGCCCAUCGAGGGCACAUCUGGCAGCAGCCAAACGCGUCCGGAGAAGUUGGUCAGUAUUCGGGGGGAGCCUUUGCCCCGGGGACUCUAGUGCAAAUGUUUGAUUUUUAGGUUUGCAGGAAACCUGCUAGGACCACGCAAACCCGUUUCAUUUAAAGGAUUUGCCUCUUCCUUUGUGGGUUUUUUGUUUCGUUUUGUUACGGUGCUACCGCCUCCCCCCCCCCCCCCCCAAAUCUUGAACAGGAACAUCACCGUUUAAAUCGAGCUGCGUCUUUUUAUGUUUCCAGGUUAAACCCAAGCCGUUGUUGCUGCAACUUCUGAAGCUUGCUGGUGCAGAAAAGGAGACUUUUACUAUGAAGGAGGUAAGUUAGGGUUAUUGCAGAGAAUAUUGUGGUGAAACUUAAUAUGUAACCUGUAACAAUCAAUAGAAAUUCAUAUAAAAAUGAAACGGCAAUUAAACACAACUCCUUAAAAGAUAAAUAGAAGUUCUGCCUUUUUACCUACAUAACUUAACCUUAGGUUCAAAUUCUUGAUUGUGCUACGGCUUGAUGAGAAACAAUUUUAGUUAAAAUGUGUAUAGUAAUACUCUUGAGCUCAACUAGGAAGUGUGCUAGUUGAUCUUGUAUUACAGAAAAGUGCAUUGUUUUAUUUUUGCUCUUACAGGUAAUGUUCUAUAUUGGUCAAUAUAUUAUGUCUAAACGUUUGUAUGAUGAAAAGCAGCAACAUAUUGUCCACUGUGCAAAUGAUCUUCUGGGUGAUAUCUUUGGAGUACAGAGUUUUUCUAUAAAAGAAUGCAGGUAAAAAUAUUUUUUGCAGCCUGGUAUUAAAUGCUGAGCACAUGUGUUAUCUUACUGGCACAUUCUUACAUGCCAGAUAUUCAGUUUUCUACCCUCCACCCCAACACACCAAGUGCUCUCCUUAACCACUAUCUAUAGCCAAGGUUUGUUCUCUGUUUGGCUUACCAUGAUGUGUGAACCAGGCCUACAUAUUGAAACAGCCCUGUUGUAUCUAAGAUCUUUUGGAGAGUGCUUAUUCCUCCUUUAAAUGCUGCUAUGAGUUGCCUGAUGACUGGGAUGUCCAGUUCUGUGCCUUUAUUUCUUAGACCUGAAUCCCACUUACUGUGUUGUCCUCAUUCAGUAGCAUUGAUGUAAAGUAAGCAAAGCCUUUAUAAUCCUUUAUUUUUAAAAGGCUCUAGCCUUUAAGGUUCAAUCAGUAUCAAAUGAUCCAGGUUUUUACCUCAUGUCUUCCAAUUUUCUUAAUAUUUUGUACACUUUUUGAAUGAUCACAACUAAGUUUAAAUCUAAAAUGUUAAUUUUUUAUUUCAUACCAUGUUUGAGUUAUGAGGGUUUUUUGACAAUUUUGGCCUUGCCACCAGACUACACAAAAACCUUUAAAACUCAGCCCAGAAUUGAGAUGUUUCAAAACUAAAAAUACCAAUCUCUUCAGAACUUGAUGGGCUUUAACAUGAUAUGUCACGUGAUGGGCUUACUUUAAAUUUUAAAGUUAAGUUACAACAUUUAAAAAUUUAAUAAGUGAUUAAAAUUAAUAUUAUUUAAAAAUUCCCCAAAAAUGUAUUGAUUAGUUAAUAUUUCUAAGAGCUACCUGCAAAAUUUCAUUUUGGGAUCUCAAUGGGAUCACAUUAAGAAAGAAAUAUUUUGUACAGGUUUGCCUUAUUGAGUUCUAUUUAGGAUAAAUGGGUCUUCUUAGAGUAAAAUAUAACAGAAUAAACAAGACUUCAAACUAUAAUAUCAGUUACUUCAGGCAUUUCUUUAGAAAAUUAUUCAGUUAAAAGGUAUCUGAAAAGCUAGUCAGGCUUUUCUUUUAAAAAUGUGUUUCAAAGCAGAGGGAUAGCUUGCUGUUGCAUGAUAGAAGUAACACUUUUAAAUAAUUAUUGUUAGUACUUCAUUUCAUUUAAAUUUUAGAUUUAAACUUAGUUUUGAUCAUUCAACAAGUGUACAACAUAUUAAGAAAAUUGGAAAACAUGGGGUAAAAAUAUUGGGUCACUUGAUGUAAUAUGACCAUCUGUAUUUUAUCAGAGGCUAAUAUACAAAUUUUGCUCCAAAAGACGCACCUGACCAUAAGAGGCACCUAGUUUUUAGAAGAGGAAAGGGGGGAAGCCCCAUUUUUGGGGUGAUCAGUUCACAGUUGUGCAGCUUCUUUUGCAAAGGGGAAAAGCCCCGGUUUUUUGAGGAUCAGCUCACAGUUUUGCAGCUUCUUUUGCAAAGGGGAAAAGCCCCAUUUUUAGGUGGAUCAUCUCAAAGUUGUGCAGCUUCUUUUGCAAGGGGGAAACACCCUGUUUUUUUGAGGAUCAGCUCAAAGUUGUUGGGCUUACUUUGCAAAGGGAAAAAAUCCUGCUUUUAUGGGGUUCAACUCAUAGUUCUGCAGCUUCUUUAGGAAAGGAAAGGGAGCGGUUUCUACAGUUUCCAGACAGAUAAUCUAAUCAGCCAGUCACAUGUCGCUGGGGAAACAGCCUCCGUCUGCAGAACAUUCAAUGUUAUGGGCCCUGGGCAAGGGGGCGGGGCCAGAAAGGGAUCAACCACACAUUCGCUCCAUAAGACGCACAGACAUUUCCCCUUACUUUUUAGGAGGAAAAAAGUGUCUUAUGGAGCGAAAAAUACGGUAGGUAAUUGAUAGGGGAAAGAUCACAUAAUUUGAACUGCUAUUAGGCAUGGGGUGGGUCCAGGUUUUUUUUAACCAAGAUGUCGAAAGCAUAUAACUAUUUGGUUCAUAAACUUUAACUUUUUUUUUUUAGGCAACUGCGUUUGAUGAUUUCUAAAAACCUGACAGCAGUCAGUCAGCAAGGUAAGCUAGUUUGCUAUAAUGAUGCUUUUCUUUAUCCUGGAUGAGGGAAGGAUGUGAUAAUUUUAAGUUGUGCAGUAAGGUUGAUUUGGGUUGGUUUGACAUCACCUUGAGGAAGCUAAGCAAGUCAGUUUCUGGAUAGUGUCUGGGUUGGUAACUACCCAAGAACUUCAUGUAUGCUGCCCUGGGUUCCAUGAUGGAAAACAAAUAAAUAGUAAAUGGGAUAAUCCAUGUAUCCUUCACCAGUUUUAACUGGUGUGGAUUACUGUUUCAUCUGUAACUGAAACUACAUGGAAAAGAAUUGCGUACAUAAAUUCAAGAGUGUAAAUAGGUUUUGAUGGAUGUAAUAAUGGAAAAACAAUUGGUAUAGUUUUUGGAAAAUAUGCAGGGAUAUAAGAUAUGCAAAAUGAACCAUGGAAAGAGAAGAAGAGAAGUCACUGAUAUCUUUAAGUAUGUAAAAUGUUUAUUUGAAAUUGUAAAAUAGAAAAUGUAAUAAAAAUCAUAUUUUUAAAAAAGAAAGACUAGAACCAACAAUCUAUAAAAAGAACAGCUGGGAGUUUGUACUGCCCCACCUAAAAUGGAUUAUUUGGAUUGGGAUACCUGUCUGCUGGGCUUUUCACAAGAAUUAUAAAUAGGAACAGUUAGGACAGUGAUGAAUAAGUGGCUAGUAAGAAAGCUGAUUUACCCAUAUGUGGGUUGAAAAUAGAACUAGUAUUCCACUCAUUAAAAUACCACAAUUAAGGUCCUGAACAGAUCCAAAUGUCUGGAUGAACCCAGUCUUCCAGAAUGCACCUGCUUGCCACCAUGCAGUUGCUGUCAUUUGUGAAUCAUAUGCACAAAUCAUACAAAAUAUAAGUGUGAUUUCAAGUUGUAUCCUUUUCCAUCCCCAAAUUUCUCAAAAUUUGUUCUAGUUGGAUUCAGUUUUUAAAUGAUGAACAUAGAAAGGAUCUUGAAUUUGAGGAUUAAUUCAUGUAAAGCAAUAAAUAAGCUUCAUUGAUUUGUCUUAUAGGUUAUUACAAUUUUUUUGCUGUUCACAUGUCUGUGCAUUACUCCAAUACAUACUUUAUUCCUGAAUUAGGAUUUUGAGCAAUUUAUAUUUAUGGAAUUGCAGUGUAUUAAUCCGUUUGUUCUUAAAUGUGUAUUUGAACCUCCUGCUGUCCCUUUUUGGUGACUUCCAAUAUGCAUUUCUUUUUGAAGGCUCUAGUAAUCUUAACACAUCUGUGAAUCAGUCCAGGUGGCAAGUAGAAAAUGGAAAUACUAUAAAGGUAAUUUUAAUUACAUGUUACAUUCUUUAUUUCCACACUUUCAAGUGUAACAUCUGGAAUGGUAAAGAUUAAAGAGAUAUCUGAGGGGUUUGGCUUAUUUGUUUGUUUUUAAUUAAACAGGAAUCGGUGCAAGAAUCCAGUGAAGCCAGUUCUUCUAGGAGAAGAGCACACAGUGAAACAGGUGAGCACAGCCUUCUGCUUUAUCAGUUUCAGUGCUUACAGUAGCUCAGGUAUCCAAAACUCAAGUCAGUGACAGAACACACAAAGUUAAAUGUUUGUGAGAAGAGUGACUUUUUGCUGCUUCAAGCUUGAGGGUUGGUUUCCUGGUGUCUCAGUGGAAGCGAUUAUUUGAAAAUCCCAGUAGAGCAACCCUUCGAGCCAUGGCCUAAGUUCCACACCUUCUGUUUUGCACAUCUCACUCCAAUGUUCUGGGUGAUAACUUGUCAUAGCUUACCAUCCUUUAUGAGCAGACAUAUAGCUGGAUGUCAGUGUGGGCAAAAAACACUUCUGGAUUCCUGCUUUUCCCUAGCUUUUGUGGGGACAUAAUUCUUAUUUCAGCUAAGUUUAUCACCCAAGAAACUUGUGAAAACUGAAAUCUUCUUGUCCACAAGUGCUUCUGAUGUUAGCUGUUUGUAUUUGAGUUGCUUGUUAGUUUUCGUACUUGUGUACAUUAUAGUUAUUUGCAUUUGCCAUAAUAGCAGUGUAGAGGAAGUGAUUAUUUGCAUUUCCAAAUGGGACCCGAGACUGAGAAAGUUAUUUAAAGCAAGUGUGCUGUACUGAGAAUAUGGACCUCACUCAGAGAUUUAAAUAUUAUCUCUUCUAACACCUUAAAUGUAAAAUUUCCUAUGCAUCUUUACAGCUGCAGUCCUAUAUUCACUUACCUGGGUGUAAGCACCAUUGAAGUAAAUGAUUUAUGAGUAGAUAUGUAUCUGAUUGUGCUAUAUAAUUGCUGUGCUGGUUACAUUGGAAUGCCAGCGGCUUCUGUGCAAGCUUCUAACACUAAACAGUAAAUGCGGAGUGAUGAAAAUUAUAUUAUUGCAGUGAGAAGUCUUAGGGGCAUCAGUACUUUUGGAUGCUUUGGGAUAACAUGGCAGAAGGGGGGGGGGGGGAGAGAGAGAGACUGAACCAAGAAGUCCCAUACCAAAAUCAGGAACUGCAAAACUUGUAGAAGUACAGCAGUACCUCGGGUUAAGAACUUAAUUCGUUCCGGAGGUCCGUUCUUAACAUGAAACUGAAGUACCACUUUAGGUAAUGGGGCCUCCCACUGCUGCUGCUGCUGCUGCCGCGCCGCUGCUGCACAAUUUCUGUUCUCACCCUGAAGCAAAGUUCUUAACCCGAGGUACUACUUCUGGGUUAGCGGAAUCUGUAACCUGAAUCGUCUGUAACCUGAGGUACCACUGUAUUUGCUAAGAGGUUGGGUUUUUUUAAUCCUGCAGAAGAAAGUCCUUUAGAAGAUAAGAAUGAUGAAAGACUGAAACGGCAUAGAUCAGACAGCAUUUCCCUUACAUUUGAUGAAAGUCUUUCAUGGUGUGUAGUAAGCGGUUUACCUUGUGAUCUUAGCAACAUCAGCACUUCCACAGGCUCUUCAUCAAGUCCGGUAAGUAGUAAUGGACUUUCAUGAGGAAACUACGGUAUUUUCUUUAAGUCUCUCCCUUUUUUUUUUAGGUCCUCGUUGCAUCUUAAAAUUGUAUCACCAGAUGAAAUAGAGGACAGUGCUCCUGCACAUUUCAUAGUUGUGUGGAAGAGUGAAAUUCAGAAGUUAUAGCUUGUCAUGCAAAUUACCUGCUGAAAUUGCCUGUUCUGCACAGCUGUUAAACAAGCUGGAACCCUGCCCUCUUUUUCACCUGCCCUUCCAGUGUACUGUAGAAUUGUCCCCGUGUAUCCAGAAUGUAGUAUGCCAGAGAGAAGUUCUCUAGGCUACUCUUCUCUGCAAUUUGCUAUUUUUCACCUCCCCCCCCCCAAAAAAAAAGCAAAACAAAGAAAAACAAAACCCCAAAAUACAGGAAGCAUUCAGUCAUCUCAUGUAUUCAGAAAUAGUAAGGUCCAUUAAUGGGGUUUUUAUGUGCUAAGCUGUCUAGAAUACUUGAACAACUACUGAAAACUAUUUGCACCCACGCCCAAUAUGUUUUGGUCACAGCCUGAAUCUUUUCCAUUUGGUAAUGGUUCUGACCAUUUUCAACAAUGAAACCAAAUUCUGCUGAACAAAAAUAACAGCAUCAGAAAAGAGAUAGUUUCUCUGAAUUGCUGACUAUUAAAGUUUGAACUUUUCUCAUAUGGAUGACCUUCUUCCAAUUAUGUAGCAAAAUUAGUGUUUGAAUACUUAGGUGGGAGCAGCCUGAGCUGAUUGUUCUCAGUAUCUUAAUCUACUGGUGCUUAGCAAAUGUUAAAACAGAAUGAGCUCUAAGUCACAUUUUAGGAUGACAUUUGUUUCUCCAGUACUAUUGUUACUACUAAGUGUUUUCAGAAAUGUAUAGUACCUUAGUCAAAGCAAAUAUAAGGAUCUAACUUGAAAGCUUAAAAUCACUUGGUAGCUGCCUGGGUGAAUUGAGACACAUAACUCAUAAUGUCCCACUGUGUCAGCCUGUUCAUGUAAACCAGUGUUCCAGUUUCAUCUCAGUGCAGAGGCCCAUGCUCCUGCUUGCUCUCUCUCUCAAACCCCAUUGAUAAUGUUUUUUUCUGGAGAUUGUCAUUGCAGCAAAACAUUUAACGUGGUGGUACAUAUUUUUGGUUGUCAGAAUCUGUUCAUAUUUGGACAGCUACUAAUAUGCAGUGAUAGGUAUCUCAUCAUAGGAAAAGCUUACCAUGCUCCCAAAGGGAGGCUUGUUACCAGAAAAAUGCCCAUUACAUAUCCCCCUUUUCCCCUCUAUUCAUCGCUGUGUGCCCUGCCACGUCUCCAGGAAGCACAUGAAAUAAGUGUAUCCUUACCUCAACUCAAAGCACCACCCUACACAUGCCCUCACCUUUCUUCAACAUUUAGGCCAGAUACUUUAACUCUAGCCUGCUUAAACAAGGAAAACCUGAAUUUCUCUAUGGAACUAUGUAUAAGAUCACUUGUAAAUGUAUUAUUUGUGAGCCUAUAGUGUGUGUGUGUGUGUGUGUGUGUGUGUGUGUGUGUGUGUGUUAUGUUGCAUUGUGAGAAUCUUUGGGUCUCCCAUAAUUCCCGAAGCCUAGGGUCAUGUUGGCAGGAUGCCCUAGGGAUUGUUUGAUCACAUUGAGAUCCAAAGGAGAAAGAGAUAAGAUAUUGAAUUUGCAUUAUCAAAAGGCAUUGGAGAUUGAAAAUAGUCAAGUACAAAUUUUUAAAGAUAUCCCUAAAUAUAUUUUGGAGGUGAGAGCCUUCUAUAAAGAUUUGGUCUACCUGCUGAAGAAAAAUAUCAUACCCUUCAGGUGGGAGUUUCCACAAGGAUUGUCUUUUACUUUCAAAGGAAGGAAGGUUAAAAUAAGAACAGUUCAAGAUAAAGAACAGUUUCUGGAGAGAUAUCAGGAGGACUUGCAGAAAGGAACAGUAGAAACAACAAUACAAGAAAAAGGAGUGACAGACAUUGCAAACUUGUCAUUUGGACUCAUACCAUCAUCUGAAGAGGAACAAAAGUUAGGAGCAGUCGGAGGAACAGGUACUUAAUAACAAAAUGUCUCUGCAACUUCUUAGCUGGAACUGUAAUGGUUUGAACCUUCCCGAAAAAGACGCCAAGUUUUUCAUAUUUUGAAAAGAGAACAAUUAGAUCUAAUAUGCCUACAAGAGACUCAUGUGACCAGGACACAUCGGAAAUUAUUGGUAAAUAAGAGACUUGGACAAGAAUUUAUUUCAUCAGAUAAAGUUAAGAAAAGAGGCGUGGUGAUCUAUGCAAAAGAAAAAUUGGCUCCAAAGAUGAUAUUUAAAGAUGAACAAGGAAGAUACCUGGCAAUUGAAAUACAAGUUCAAGGAGAAAAAUUUUGAUAGUUGGAAUCUAUGCACCAAAUGAUGGGAAGGCGGAAUUCUUUAGGAAGUUGCAUGAGACUUUAAUGGACUAUUUAGACUACAGAAUUAUAAUGAUGGGAGACAUGAAUGGCGUAGUUUCCACAAAUAUGGACAAAGCACAGAGACAAGUAAUUUCCAAGGAAGGGAGACUACCAAAGACUUUUUUUGAAAUGACUGAAACUAUGGACUUGAUUGACAUUUGGAGAACAAGGAACCCUCUUGAGAGAGAGGGAACUUUUUCUCUGAAGCAAAAAUGACAUGGACAAGAAUUGACCAAAUUUGGGUAACUAGCAGUAUGGCGCCAAGGAUUAAAAAGGUAGAAAUCUGCUCAAAGACUUGCUCCGACCAUAAUGCUGUAAAGAUGGAGAUGAAACUUACAACAACUGGAUCCUUCAGAUGGAGAAUGAAUGACACCCUAUUCAGAGAUGAAGAGAUUUAUAAGAAGGCCCAAAAACAGUGAAAGAUUAUUUUGAGAUAAAUUUGAGAACAGAAGUGGAAAAAGAAUAAUUUGGGACGCAAGUAAGGCCGUGAUGCGAGGUUUCCUAAUACAACAGAACUCCAUAAAAAGGAAAAAUCAAAAUGAAAGGAAAGGAAAAAUUCUGGAAAAAAUAAAAGAAGGUGAAAAGAAAUUGAGGUCUAAACCAAAGUCUCAUGAGAUUCUGAAAGAAAUAAAGUACUAUCAGGUGCAAUAUAUGGAAUUGAUGAAUCAAGAGAUAGAAUGGAAAAUAAAGCAAAUGAGACAAAAGACAUUUGAAUCAGCAGAUAAAUGUGGGAAAUUUCUGUCAUGGCAAUUGAAAAAGAGGCAAAAAUUGAACACUGUGACAAGUUUAGAAGUGGACGGAAAGAUUAUCCACAAACCAAAUGAGAUAAGUAAUUGUUUUCAAGGUUAUUUCAGGAAAUUAUAUGCACAAGGGCCAGUUAAUGAACAGGAAAUAGAAGAAUUUGUUAAGAAACAUGGAUUACCAAAAAUUUCAGAGCAAAGCAGAAGGAUUUUGAAUGAGAAAAUAACAGGACAAGAAAUAGAGGGUGCCAUUCAGAAGAUGCAAUUGGGAAAAGCUCCAGGACCAGAUGGUUUGACCGCCAGAUACUAUAAAGUGUUGAAGGAAUGGUUAGUACAACCACUGAAGGAAGUAUGUAACGAAAUUUUGGAGGGGAAAAAGGCACCAGAGUCGUGGAAAGAAGCUUUUAUCUCACUUAUACCGAAAACUGAGACUGAAAAGAACCAGGUUAAAAACUACCGCCCUAUAUCAUUACUUAAUGUGGAUUACAAAAUUUUUGCGGACAUUAUGGCAAAAAGACUGAAGAGAGUGUUGGUAGGGGAGAUUCAUAAAGACCAAACUGGCUUUCUUCCAGGGAGAUAUAUGUCGGACAAUGUGAGGAACAUUAUAGACAUUUUGGAACUGUUAGAAGUGGACAUUAAUAGGAAGGCUGUUUUAAUUUUUGUGGACGCGGAGAAAGCCUUUGACAAUAUUGGUUGGAGUUUUAUGAAGAAGAAUCUCCAAGGGAUGGGGGUAGGUCAAGGGUUUGAAAAUGGUAUAGGUGCAAUAUACUCUAAACAAAAAGCAAAGUUAAUUGUAAACAAUGUGGUAACGGAAGAAAUACCUAUAGAAAAAGGUACACGACAGGGGUGCCCAAUAUCCCCUCUAUUGUUUAUAUUAGUCCUGGAGGUUUUGUUAAAUAUGAUUAGAGGAGACCAGUUGGUUAAAGGAGUACAAGUCGGAGCCAAACAGUACAAGUUAAGGGCAUUUGCAGAUGACCUAGUAUUGACCUUGCAACAGCCAGAUACUAGUACUAAAAGAGUAUUAGAACUAAUUGAGAUAUUUGGUCAAGUAGCAGGAUUUAAACUGAACAAACAGAAAACGAAAGUGUUGGAUAAAAAUUUAACAUUGGCCGAAAAGAGAAGUUUCAGAAUGAAACAGGACUAGUGAUAACGAAAAAGUAAAGUACCUGGGGGUAAACUUAACAUCUAAGAAUGUGAAUUUAUUUAAGGACAAUUAUGAUAAAUGUUGGACAGAGGUAAAGAAGGAUCUAGAAAUAUGGUCAAGGUUGAAACUUUCUUUGUUAGGCCGAAUUGCUGUUAUCAAGAUGAAUGUAUUGCCUAGAAUGUUGUUUUUAUUUCAGACAUUGCAGAUUUUGGACAAGAUGGACUGUUUCAAGAAGUGGCAGAAAGAUAUAUCUAAAUUUGUCUGGCAGGGCAAAAAGCCCAGAAUAAAAUUUAAGAAUCUAACUGAUGCUAAAGAUAGAGGGGGGUUUGCCCUGCCGGACUUAAGACUCUACUAUGAAUCGGCGGCUUUCUGCUGGUUGAAACAGUGGCUACUUCUUGAGAAUACAGAUAUUUUGGAUCUAGAAGGGUUUGAUAAUAGAUUUGGUUGGCAUGCAUAUAUAUGGUAUGAUAAGGUAAAACAGCAUAAAGGUUUCAAAAACCAUAUUGUUAGGAAAGCAUUAUACAAUGUUUGGAUGCGGUAUAAAGAUCUAUUGGAAAGUAAAACUCCCAGGUGGUUGUCACCAAUGGAAGCUAAAGAGGUGAAAAAACUUAAUAUGGAGUCUAAAUGGCCAAAAUAUUGUGAAAUUCUAGAACAAGAUGGGGAAAAAGUUAAAUUACAGAGCUAUGAGAAAUUAAAGUCCAAAGUGCGAGAUUGGUUGCACUACCUUCAGAUAAACGAGACAUUUAAACAGGACAGGAAAAUAGGUUUCCAGAUGGAGAGGUCAAAAUUGGAAACAGAACUGUUAGAACCCAAUACUAAGAAUCUGUCGAGAAUGUAUAAUCUGCUGUUGAAAUGGAAUACACAGGAUGAAACGGUGAAAUCAGCUAUGAUAAAAUGGGCACAAGAUAUCGGUCAUAACAUUAUGUUUGCUGACUGGGAACAGUUGUGGACCACCGGUAUUAAAUUUACGGCAUGUAAUGCCUUAAGAGAAAACAUUAUGAAAAUGAUGUAUAGGUGGUACAUGACCCCAGUCAAGCUUGCAAAAAUUUAUCAUCUGCCCAAUAACAAAUGUUGGAAAUGUAAUGAGACUGAAGGUACUUUUAUCACCUUUGGUGGACCUGCCCGAGGAUAAAAGCUUUUUGGGAAAUGAUCUAUAAUGAAAUUAAGAAGGUUCUUAAAUGGACCUUCCCUAAAAACCAGAGGCUUUUCUCUUGGGCAUUGUCGGCCAAUUGGUGAGAAGGAAGGACAGGACGUUUUUUAUGUAUGCGACAACAGCAGCAAGGAUUCUUCUAGCAAAGUAUUGGAAGACACAACAACUACCCACACUGGAAGAAUGGCAGACGAAGGUGAUCGACUAUAUGGGACUGGCCGAAUUGACUGGCAGAAUCCGUGACCAGGGGAAAGAGACAGUGGAAGAAGAUUGGAAGAAAUUUAAAGUUUAUCUUAGAACUUGUUGUAAAAUUCAGGAAUGUUAAAAUGUCAAGGGGUUGGGAAACAGAGAACUGCAGCUGUAACUAAUAAUAUUAGAAGAACUUAAAAGAAAUUGAAUUGAAUAAUUAGUUGAUUGAGGAGUUGCUGAAGAAAUAUAAAACAAGGAUGCAGAAAAGGGAGGUAUGGGGAAGUCCGGAAAGUAAGGUUUAUGAAAAAUGGCUAUGAAAUUAUACAUGUUUAUAUGUUUGUAUGUCGGUGUUUUGUGUAUUGUUUGCUUUCUUAUCUUAUGUUUGGAAAAUUAAUAAAAAUUUAUUAAAAAAAAAAAAAAAAAAAAUGUUGGCAGGAUGCCCAUCAGGGAAGCUCCCAGAAUCUGCAACGUGUUAGUCGCCCUAGAAGGUUGCCCUGUUUGCUCAGGUACUCUACAUAAUCAAUCUCCGGAUCCUGCUGAGCACAGCUGUUACCAUGUUGACUACCCCAAGUUCUAUUUUCAAUGUCAAUACUUUGUGUAAACUCUUUCUGGAACUGUGUGAAACAUGCUGAUCUUCAGGCAUUUGACACUCCGCUCUACCUGACUCCACCUAGUAUGUGAUGUAACCAUGACACUUAUCCCAGGUGACCCUGACACUUGCAGAAGAGGGUGUCCUCCUCCAUGCCAAAAAUGCAAACCUUUAAAAAGAUGGGGUUUUCCUUGUUCUGGGUCCUUCACCUCCUGACAAGGGGUGGGGGACGGGGAGAGAAAGACUCUGUUGCAACAGAUAAUAAAAGAUCAGCUUUUCUUGCGCUGGAAUUCUGCCUCAGCUCAUUCAUCUCUGACCGGUAACAAACUAGUCUGGUUGGAAAAUGCAAACCGGUUACACAGAAUUUUGCUGCAAUUGAUUUGUCUCCCCAUAUUGACACAGGUUUAUUUCUGUUAUUUUAAGCAGCUCUUCCCUUAUUUCCAUGAUUAUUGCAUCAAUGUAUUUUACAGGAAUAGGUGGCUAUCUAUGGAAUUCAAAGCCAUUAAUUUCAUUACUGUUAGUUCUAGUUACAAACUUGACUAAAAGGACAUUAUUACACCUUGGCCUCUUCCAGGAUCAUGACAGUUUAAGUGAAACAGCAGACUGGCUGGAUGAGGAUUCUGUUUCAGAUCAAUUCAGUGUUGAGUUUGAGGUUGAAUCCAUCUGUUCAGAAAACUACAGUAUCAAUGAAGAAGAAUCUGAGCUUACAGAAGAAGAUGAUGAGGUAGGAGAAUUAAAGUUAAUUGGAAUGGUAGUGAAGAAAAUCUAUGAACGCUUGACUCAGACUGGCAGCCACUCGCAUCUUAGACCAAAGCCUUUCCAAUGACAUCCAUUUACCUGGGAUUGAAUCAGAAUAUGUGCUCUGACUGGCACUGUCCUGUGGACCUUUUCCAAAUAUGCUUUAUGGGUUUUCUUGUAAGUUUCCCCCCUAACAGUUAUAGUUCCUAAAAGUUUCUGAGAAGCACAAAUUGUUAUCUGAUAAAUGGUUUAAAAAAGAUGAUGAUUAUAGAGACUGACUUGAAGUCCUUGUUAAGCUUUCCGACAAUUUUUCAUACCAUCCUCUUUCCCCUCUCCAGUUUUUACUGUUAAUUGUUUUUGCAAAAAAAAAGUUGCAUAAUUUCUCAACAGGGUAAAUUAUGUUGUCCUGUUGAUAUAGUAUUGUCUGUAUUCCAGGCAGAUUUUAAUGGUAGAGAGGAUCACAGUGAUCUUUUGCAGUGUUGGAAUCAGUUGGAACCUCAGUAAUUCAUGGAAGAGAAAUACAACGUUUACACUAGUACAAUUUGUCUCUUUGGAGUUCUAACGCCUUGCAUAUUUGUAUAAUUGGAAUCUAAAUAUUUUCUUCCAUCAGAUGUAUGAGGUAACUAUAUAUCAAACUGAAGACAGUGAUGUGGAUUCAUUUGAUGAUGAUCCUGAAAUUUCAGCAGGUGUAAGUAACUUCUUCAUUUAGAGUAAAUUGCAGCUUUUAAAAUUAGAUGUUUUUGUAUAUGCUAGAGCAACAUUCCCCAACCUGGUGCCUUCUGAAUGUUUGACUACAAUUCCCAUUGGCCACAGACCGCAUGACCAUGCUGGCUGAGGCUGAUAGGAGUUGUGCAUUCCAGAUGUUUUGGACUGCAAGGUUGGGAAAGGUUGCUUUAGUGGGUAGGCUAUGCUGGAAAAUGGGUACGUCCAAAGCAAAAAACAGUAAAAUAGCAGAUCAAAGCAGCUAACAUUAGGAAUACUGGGUGUGUUGGACAGUAGGAAUAGACUGUUGAUCUCUUAUAAUUUAUGGGUGUCAUACCAAUGAGAUAGGUCAGAUUUAACCAGGCAAUGCACAAGAGCCAACUAGUCAUGCAACUUUUCCCCAGUAGAUGCCAGCUAGACAAAGGGUUUUAUGCAAUGUACUACAGUCAAACCUCUGUUGUCGAAUGUAAUCUGUUCCAGAAGCCCGUUUGGCUUCCGAAAUGUUCAACAACCAAGGCACAGCUUCCGAUUGGUUGCAGGAGCUUCCUGCUCUCAAGUGAAAGCCGCGUUGGAUGUUUGGCUUCCAAAAAACAUUCGAAAACUGGAGCAUUUACUUCCAUUUUUUUGGCGUUCAGGAGCUGAGAUUUGACUGUAGCAUUAAGUUGCUUGGCAGUACAGAACAGUGGUACCUCGGGUUAAGUACUUAAUUCGUUCCAGAGGUCCGUUCUUAACCUGAAACUGUUCUUAACCUGAAGCACCACUUUAGCUAAUGGGGCCUCCUGCUGCCACUGCGCCACCGGAGCACGAUUUCUGUUCUCAUCCUGAAGCAAAGUUCUUAACCCGAGGUACUAUUUCUGGGUUAGCAGAGUCUGUAACCUGAAGCGUAUGUAACCUGAGGUACCACUGUAUAGCACAGGUGAAAUGGUUUGCACCAAUGGAACGUUGUUGCACAAAACUAUAAGCAAGUUGCUGGUAACUUUGUUGCACAUCUUGCAAAACAAUUUUCUGCUAGUGCAACUGUUCCUCUGUUGAGCAACAUAAACUGAUAGACCUGAUAGCCCAUAGUCUGCACAAUCAAUAUUUAUAUGAUGCUGAAGGCUAGUGGGAUUGCAGCCCAUGCUUCCUAUCUUGAGCAUCCCUGCUCCUUCCCUUGGUGUAGUAAUAUCUGCAGAUGAUAUCCGGUAUUCAUAAUACCUGAAGUAGAGUCACUAAAAUCAGUGGACCUAAGCACACUGAUUUCAGUAUGUCUUAAUCUGAUGAUAUCACCCAUGUUUCUUGACUGUGCAGAGGAGAAAAAUGGUUGAUCUUUGCUUUUUUUUAUUAUUUUGGUAAAUGGUAGCUUAACUGUUUCAUGUCUAAUUGACUCUAGGAUUAUUGGAAGUGCUCCAAGUGCAAUAAAAUGAACCCGCCUCUUCCACGCCAUUGCCCCAAAUGCUGGGCUCUUCAGGAAGACUGGCUUCCUGAGAAGAAGACGGAAAAGUCUGUAGAGGGCAAAAUUGAAGAUGACACACCACUGGAUCCUGAGGAGGGCUUUGAUGUUCCUGACUGUAAGAAAGGGAAAACACCUGAAGAUGAAGCAGAGGACGACUCAGAACAGAGCUCUGACUCUCAGAAAAGUGAGGACUAUUCUCAGCCCUCUACAUCUAGCAGUAUGCUUUGUGGAAGCCAAGAAGACUAUAAAGAACCUGAGAAGGAAGAGGCUGAAGUCAAAGAAGAAAGCACUGAUUUUGUUUUACCCCUUUCUGGUGUGGAGCCCUGUGUCAUAUGCCAAACUCGGCCCAAAAAUGGUUGCAUAGUUCACGGAAGGACAGGACACCUCCUGUCAUGUUUCACAUGUGCAAAAAAGCUAAAGAAGCGGAACAAGCCUUGUUUGGUCUGCAGGCAGCCAAUUGAGAUGAUCCUGCUAACUUAUUUUUGCUAACUGAGAUACAAGCAGAAUUGCUUCAAGAAACCUUACAGCCCUAAAAUAAAAUUUUGUACAAAAAGUAUUGAAAGUUUACAAAAGUUUUUAUACCUUCAUCACAGGAUUUUCCUACAAGAGACUUAACAUUGCGCUGAAGCCAAUAGGUUUAAUUGUAAUGUUCACAACCUCCUUUUUAGCCCCAGUAGCAAACAGUUAGCCCAAGCAAAGUGGUGUAUGGAAGCAUGGCAACAAAUGAAGGGAUUUAGUGUUUGUGGUGAGGUCUUUUUAGUCUUAUUCUUCCAGUCCAAAUCUUCUGUGUCUAAAAAUUGCAUUCUUUAUUCAGAAAAGAGAUUGAAAUUACAGCAUUUUUAAAAAAGUGUACUAGCUUCCACUGUUUUCAACCAUGCUUGAAGACUAGAUACAUCUUGCAUUUACAGAAAAAUGAUUUUAGUCAAAAAGCUGUAGGGCAAACUCUGCGCAGAGAGACUGAUAAUCUUUUAACUCUGGUUAAGGGAUCAGAAGCAAGCUGUGGGAUUGUGGGUAUUUCUUUCGCCUCUUCUCUGGAAUCCAUUGUACUGUAACUGUUUAUUAGCAGAAACAGAACAUUUUUGUCUCUUAAGCAUGGUUUGAAUCCAAGGUAGAUGGAAGCCUGGUUAGUCUCUCUUUUUUAAAUAAAUAUUUUACUUAGGUUUUCAAGAAUACAAAUUAACCUAGUUUCAUUCCCCCUUUUAUUUGCUUUAUCUUCUUCAUAUGUGCUACAGCCCACAGUUUUUGCCUCCAUUUGUGUAUAUGAAGACUGUGCAGUCCUUUGCAGUUUGGGGUGGCAGGUUGUGCGCCAGUGCAGCUUUGUUAGUGUUAAUGCCAGUGUUCGCACAUACAUGGUUAAGGCAGGAGGAAUAAAUUUGCUCUGGGGCUAGGUAGAGCAGCAGCAUUUUAAAUGAAGAGUUAACAGAUCUCCAGCAUUAAAUCUCUAGUUUCCCUUUCUGGAAGCCUACAUGCUUUUGCCAGGCCUGCAACAAAGACAGAAGUGUUAAUAGGGGAAAUCAGUAUUCCCUGAAAGAUGGAAAAUAGUAGCUAGUCUGCAAAAUCCAGUGAAGUGUGUUUAAAGGGGUUAUUUGAAUCAUAGCCACCAUAUCUGCAUUUCUCUGGUAAAGGUUUAAAAGUCUGUUAAACUGAAAUUAAAUUUUGUUUUCAUCCUCAAAUAUUAUGUGAAAACUUGGUCAAAAAGCAGAUUUUUAAAUGUAUAUUCUAAGUCUCAUUGGCAAGAGGCUUAACAUUCCAUUUUCGCCAUUGUAAUGGGUUUAGUUCAUUUGAACAAAACGUAAAAUAUUGAAAUUCAGUGCAAUAAAUGUACAAACUUUGAAUUAAACUAACAAAUCCCCGGUUUUCAGUAAAUCUCGCUGGUUUGCUUUCUCUGACUGGCUUGUUACCUUCUGUAUUUAAAUCAUGCGAUCAAAACAUUUUGUAUUUUAUGUUAAGGGCAUGAGCCUGCUGGAUCACACCAAAGGUCCCAUCUGGUCAGCAUCUUGUUCCCAUGGUUGCCAAGCAGGACUUGAGCAUAGCAGUUUGCUUAUUUUGGUUCCUUAUUUUUAUGCACUGUGUCAUCUUGUAUAGGGGCAGGAAUGGGUCAUGAUCUCUCCCAACCACCUGUUUCUGUAUCAUCAGGAGGGCAUCCAAAACACUAUUACAAAGGUUUUGCACAUGAGAUUUCUCCAACUUUGGCUACCAUAACAAUGGCACUGAAUACCAGUAUUGUAUCUUUUUAGUAAAUCGCUGAAAAUUGAUACCCUGUUCAUAGCUGAGUACUGGCUGGAGCUGAAGGAAUUGACACCUGGAGGGGCCACUGUACCCCCCAUGCUGCUUUAGCAAUGGCAGAAUAAACGUGCAUGGGAGUUUGUUGUAAUUAUAACCAAACACAGAGUCCAGCCAGCUGUACUCAGAAGUUAAUCUUGUAGUGUCCAGUAGGGCCCCUCCCCCUUGUGUUUAGGUUUGAAACCUCAUGGUACUAAUUUGGUAUCCUCAUUAGGAGGCCUUCAUGCAUUUUUAUGAGGUGCUAAUUGGAAAAAGAAGGUAGCUUAGUCCACUGGUAGAAUCAAACUUCAAAAUUUACACAUUGAAACCAAGUGGUUCAUAAAUGUCUUAAUAAAAAAUUAUUACAAUUCACUAUCCAGCAAUAUGCUAAUCAAAUUCUGUUGCAUAGUUUUGUGCAAGCACAAAGCACAUUUAGUUCUCUCUUUAAGAAACGUAUACUUUAUGUAAUACAGUACUUUAUUACAUUACGCUGAAAUAACCAAUUUUUGAUUGUCAAGAGAAGAUUGUAUAGUCCAUUUGAAUGAAAAUAUAUAUGCACAUAAAAGUUUCAUCUCAACACUGCAUAAAAGAUAUUAACUAAAACCAAGGAGGUAAUAGCAGGCUUCAGUGUGGCAGAUUGGUUUUUAUCAUAAUCUGAAGAAUAAAGGGGCUCUGUGGGGCAUGAAGCAGGCUCGGGUCUGGUCUGUAAAUGGGGGACAACAAAGUCAUACGUGAGGGCACUGAACUUUGCUCUGCCGUCUGGUAUAUGCAGUUCCUGUAGCAAUGAGCUAGAGCCAGGUGCUGUUGCCUAAAGACC
Messenger RNA from Podarcis lilfordi (Lilford's wall lizard), 19315 nucleotides. Lineage: Eukaryota; Metazoa; Chordata; Lepidosauria; Squamata; Lacertidae. The record is from the annotation of a GenBank genome assembly.